UUUUUGUGUUUUGUUGUCUGACUGUUAGUAUUGGUAGAGUCGUAAUUUUAAAAAACAUAAAAAUGAUAUAGGACAAAUAGAAUAUUAAUCUGAUGAUAAUUAUGUUCUAAUUGGUUAGUCAUUAGAUAAUAUCACGUAUUUUGGUAGCAAAUUUAAUUUCGUCGUUGCGGAACACACCGUGUUAAUAAUGAGUUUGGUUGGAAAAAAGUGUGAAUCAAUAUCUCUUCUGGAACCGAACAGAGAUGAAAUUCUACGCAGCGAGGUUACACCAGAUGAUGUGCUCAGGUUGGAUAAGAUCACAGACACUUAUUUGUGCAGUCCUGAAGCGAAUGUAUACGAUAUAGACUUUACAAGAUUUAAAAUAAGAGAUCUCGAAACUGGUACUGUACUGUUUGAGAUCGCGAAACCUCCUACAGAUUUUGGGGUUGAUAAUGAGGGUGCUGAGGAUGUACCAGAGGAACCACUGGACCCAAACGCUGGCAGAUUUGUCCGCUAUCAGUUUACGCCACAAUUUCUCAAAUUAAAAACAGUAGGCGCUACAGUUGAAUUCACAGUGGGCGCUCGUCCUGUGAACCAUUUCAGAAUGAUAGAGAAACAUUUCUUCAGGGACACAUUACUCAAGACUUUUGAUUUUGAGUUUGGCUUCUGCAUUCCAUUUUCAAGGAACACAUGUGAACACAUUUAUGAGUUUCCGUCUCUGCCACCAGAUUUAGUUGAAGAAAUGAUAGCUGCACCUUUUGAGACCUGUUCUGAUAGCUUCUACUUUGUGGACAAUAGUCUGGUGAUGCACAAUAAAGCAGAUUAUGCAUACAAUGGAGGCAUAAACAACUAAUGGUAGAUGCACACUACACAUGUCACAUGUGCUAUUUGCACCUUUCAAACACACCACUAUCCCACACCAGAAAUUUGUUAAUGACAACAGCAAGUUGUCUUAUGUUGACCAGAAACACAUUAAACAAAACCAGGUGAUGACAAUAUAAUCGAUUAUUGCUGAAUUCCAACCAAUUAAUUAUUAUUAUUCCUAUAGCUGAUUAUAAGUUAACCAACUAUCUAUAUUUCAAGUUAAUACAUAUCAACAUACAGUUCAAAUCCAGCUGUCUAGUAACUCAAAAGUUUACAGUAGUUUUUUUUAAAAUUCAGAUACAAGUUAGCCUUUGAUUGCAAUCUCACCUGGUGGUAAGUGAUGAUGCAGUCUAAGAUAGAAAUGGGCUAACCUAAUGGGGUAUCACAGUUUUCAUUAGACCCGUACUUGCUAAAUCGCUUGGCGGUACGGCUUUGCCAGUAUGGUGGUAAUCUGCCUAGCAUACUAAAUUCGUCUAAAUUUUAAAAUCAAAAAAAAGGUGACAAGGAACGCAAGCACAAACCACUCUAGGGUCACAGCAUUAAUACAUAAUAUUAUUAUGUGUAAGCUUUAAUAAACAUAGUGAGUGAGUGAUAUUUGAGACAGGUUGACAAAUUGGCUUUACAUAAUCUCUGAGAUGGGACGGUACAUCCCAAGUUCAAAUCUCAUCUCAUCUAGGAAAAUAAUGAAAGUUGGUUCUGUCGGUCAGAAUAACCCCUCUCUUGACUCAGUUGUCACCACACAGGUUUGCUCUGUCUAGAUGUCUCAGUCGAUAAAUUGUAUGACAUAUUUCCAUACUGUGCCAGGGUGUUGAGUGUUUGCAGGUCAUCACACCAACGUCAAGUGUUGUUUGUGUGUUUCUGAGUACAAAAUAAUAUGAUUGUUUGAUUUGACUCAAUACAUGUCAGGGUGAAUGGGGUGGGAUGUAACAUACAUGUUAUGGCCAUAAAGGUCUAUUUUUUCACCUAAUUAAAAAUUUUGGCACUAAAAAGUACUUAUUCCAUCAAUUUAAUUACAUUAAUUAAUAUUAUGAUAUGUUAUUAAUUAUUAUGGAAAUUACUAAAUAUUUGUCAAAUAGCACAUUCAAAAAGUUUCGAAGAAAAAAAUGAUAUUGUGAUAAAAGUAUUUUUGUCAAAUUAUGGUUUAUGAUAAAAAUUGAACAUUUUCGUUUAUUAAUAGAAAAUUAAUUUAUUUUAAGUUAGUACUUGUUUGGUAUUGAAAAUCAUCAAUACUAUUGAGACCUUAAGAACAUAAUAUGGUCUAAACUGAAAAUUACUUAAUUUUGAAAGAAAACCAUUGUAAUUUACAAAAAACAAUUAAGUACCAACAUAAGCAAUGUAUAGUUUGCUAUGCUCAGAUUGUGGACUUAUAUUUUAAUGAAGUUAUAAUUUUAGAGAAGGGAUAAAAAUUAUUCUUAUGCCAGUAUACUAAAUAAAUGUAACUUAGAAAUCAUUCCAUAGUAUAAUUCCAAAAAUCAUAUUUUUUUAAGUAGGUAAUUGUUAUUUUAUUUGAGAUGGUCUUGAGGAAUGGUUAAGAUGGAUUUUGGCUAAACCUACAAUAUUUUAUGCUAUUUACUUAUAUUAUGUUAAUAAUGUUCAAAAAAUUCAAAAUAAGGCUUUUCCUUAUCGAGCCUUAAAAAGUUUUAAAAGAUCUCAAUAAUUUUAGUGUGUGGUUGGUCUUUUUAGACAUUUAAAUUGUGUGUAAGUUUUCUAUUCUUGAACGAUCAAACAUGUUCGGCAAGCAAAUAAGAUGACAUGCUUGAUAGAUUACACUACUUGGAAGGGGUAUGACGAUUAAUUACCCAUACCCUUAUUCAUAACCUGAACGUUAAAACAUUUGAUAUCUACCCCCAGGUAGCCUCAUAACCUCACGGGUAAUUUAAAAAUUAUAUGUGAUUUACUAAAUAGAUCUAUUUGGGAAUCAAACCUGGGAUCUCUUACUUAUAAAUCUCAUAGAUAUUGCUUGUAAAACCAUUUUGAUCGUCUAGGAAGUUUUUUAUAUUGUUGUUGCUACUUUAAGCACUGUUUGAGACACUUUAGAUAUGUUUUGGUGUGUAACACUAUUAUGCAUUGUUAGUUGUUAGUUUUUAAGUCGUUUGGGUGAAUUAUAUGUUUCAAACAAGAAGAAAGUGGGUAAGGUAGUUCGUAAUUCGAAUGCCUGUCAAACUUUUGUAUGAGCAGCAGUAAAAAAAAUCACUUGAUUUGGAAUUUUUUUAAACCAAAAAAAAAUAGUAGAGCAAUAAUAGGAGCGUCGAUUCUGAUGCUAUUUUCUUCUAAACUAAAUUUAAAGUAUCUGCUUCUUUUUCUUUUUAAUAUUGCUAAAAAAGGACGGAAAAUUUGUUUUAAACUAAAGACUCUUAAAUUUUAGUGCUACUAUACAAUUUAAACAAUAGGAUCACGACUGGCGCUCAAAGUCACGAGGUUUGACAGUUCUCUUCUAAAUUAAAUUAAGCUUAUCUGUCCUUUCCUUAUUACAUUGGUCAGAAAAAGAUGUGAAUAUUCUGAAAUUUAUUUAUUUAUUUAUAAAGAGAAAAGUAAGAAAAAGGGGACAGAGAAGCACUUAUCUUUAUUAGAGAUCUCUACCAGUGGCCCUUGGCAAUAAAUAAUUUAGUUGCAAUCAGAAUCAGUACUUAUUAUUAUAAGUAGCUUUCGGGAGUUCCGACAGAUAAUUACAGCAAAGCUCUCUACUUAUUUGAAACGCAUACUAUGACUAUUACUUACUAUAAUUCAAUACAAUUACUACAAAACUAAAAACUAACCCUUUGCAAAAAAGAAGUAAUAACUUUUCGGAAAAGAAUUAGUACUUAAUAACUUUCGGAUUCUAUGUUAUUUAUUUGAAAAUAAAAAUAGGCACCUACUUAAUAAUUGAACAUUAAAUGAAGUACCAAUUUUGCAGGGCAGUGGACUGCAAUCCUAGCACAAGCUUGACGCUUGGUUGAAAGUAUCAUAUUAGGCAAUUAAAAUCAUGUCUAAUAUUCUUAAAUAUAAAUUAUAACAGACCAAAAAUAUAAAACAAACAGGAUUAGUUAGAUAAAGUUGAAAUUGUAUUAAAGUAUAGUAAGUACAUACCCAUUUCUACUAAUUUUUAACCAAAUUCUAGUCAACAGUAAGUUUCGUGGCGUGUAUGAAAGAAAAAUCUAUCAGAGGGUAAGGAAAAAACAAUAAAAUGUUAACAAGUACAGGGAAAGGGAAUUGGAUAAGAUUUUACAAAUUAUCAAAACUUGAUAAACUUGGAUAACUUACUAUUCAGAAGAUUAAAAGUAUUGUUAAAUAUUUUGCUUGAACUGAUAUACUUACCUACCAAUUAAUGUUAAUUUAAUUACAUUAUUGUCAUGUAAAUUUCAUUUAUUCACAUAUCAUAGGACUGCUUGACAAAAGCCACUUUCAGUAUAACUAGCCUUGCGCCGAAAGUGGCUUUUAUCAAAUAGGCAAAAGGCUUGGGAUGUGAACUAAAUCUAACGGAAAAUACCGCUGCAAUGUAACUGAAAUUAUAGUCAUCAUAAUAUUAUUAUCUGUGCGGACUUUGAACAUUGAAUUAAAUCUAAAUUGAUAGAACAGCUAAAUACCUAUUUCGAACGAAACUGUUGUUUACAAAGCUGCCAAACCAAACAUUACACUGGCCAUCAAGAGGAACUUGCAUUAAUCAAUUCUUGUUCGGAAUUUCCAACCUAAUGUUGUGCAUAAUAAAUAAAGAUCAUUGGCCGAAAAUAAUUUCAGCGCUCCGAAUUCCGCAUUGUAUUUGUCCCUGGCCUAAUCAGGGUAUGCGAGGUAGCAUACAGUUAUAAUAGUUGUAUGUUCUAACUUCGCGGUAUGUAAAUUGCUUUCAUAACGGUCAUAAUAACGAACGUAUUUCGUUUACCUACUAAUUGGAAUGUUCAUAUACGUAACAGUAGAUAUGAAAUACUUAACAGAAAUAUUAAAUUAGUCUUUAUAUAGGUAAAGGUGUUCAAAUUAAUAGUUUCCCUAUUAAAAUAUAUUUGAAUAUAUUAAUAAACGAAAUAAUACUAUUAAUUAAUAUCCUCAAGAGUCAUGUUUUUAUUUUUCGAAUGCCGAAAUUUCAAAGUUUACAAUUCUGUUGGCUACAUAGUUACAGCGUGGCUAUGUAGCCAAUAGACGACAGUUCCUUGGUGCAUAAUUUAAACGCAAUGCACAAACGCAUUGUCGAAAGCCUAUUGAAGUACAGGAUGUAUGUAAUUUUUCCGCAAUCGACCAGCAGGUAUGUUGCGGCAGUUGGGAUGCAGUUGACACAACUGCAUCGCAACUGCCGACUGACUGCGCAGUUCUAGACUCUAUCCAGAAAUUAGUAUAGGGCUCUCUCUUUUACUUAAUCCCAUGCUAAUGACAACGACAACCAUUUUGAAUCACCAACCAAUCAAAACAAACCUAUGUUUUGAAUUGAAUUUCGAAUGUUUUUUGAAAACAGUUUCUCUAAUAGAGACUAUCUCUAUAGUGGACUGCACAGUCAGUCGGCAGUUAUCAACUGCAAUAUUGCAGUCAGUGUGUCUAGCAGACCUUGACAUCCGCAACGCGUUCACAUGUGUUGCGUUCAUACGCACCAAGGACAUCCCGAUUCCCGACCAUUACGCUUCCAUAGAAGAUUAAAUAUUACUAUGCAUUCAAAUUUAACACUUCUGUUUCGGAAGCAUGAACUUUAAGGUGCAAACACAUUGGGCUGACGCAGUGUUUCGUGAUACAAGAGAAGACGAACGCUGUCAUAAAUACAAUUUUAUAUCUUUUUUAUUUAGACCUAUAAAUUAUUGAUCUGUCGUGACACAGUAACAAUAAAUAUUUCUAUAUAAUGGCCGUAGAUCGUGAUUCGUGGUACGAAAUUUUAACACAGCAAUCUGUUUGCACCUAAAUUACGCAGGUACCUACCUAAUUUGUAGAUCAUAUUUAGCAAAACAAUUGUAUGUAUGAUAGAUUGUCUCAUUAAUUUAGUAGAACUUUAAACACUGCCAGUGUCAUCAAAAAUAUGUGUAGAUUAGGAAUUUACCUAUGAAGCUAAAGUUUUAUGUACUUAACUUUAUUAUUUUAAAUAGAUACUUAUUGUAAUGGCAUGCCUACUUAGCAGGUAGAUAAGUACUUGUAUAACAGAAAAAAAGCUAUAUUCGAUAACAAAGUUUUAUUUUUUACAAAAAGGGUAUCUUUACCUAAUUUCAAGUAUGUUACAAAAGACGGCAAAAAUAGUUUAAAGGGGAAACACUUCCCGGUUCUGAAAUUGUAAAAUCUCAUUUAAAUGCCGUCCAUCAACUUGUUUAUUGAUACAAGUGUACUCGCUUUAAUAUUUUAAGUAAAAUAUUGUACGAUACGACCUAAGCAAUAUGUGUUCACUUUACAAGUGUAUCAUUCUUUCAAAAGCUAUUUCUUUACGUGAUCAUCGUGACGUAGAUACCUAUACCUACUCCAUCCACGGAAAGAAGUUAGUAUAGCGUGCUCUCUGUUACGUAAUCCUAUACAAAUGACAGAGACAAAAAUCUCAGUGGGCGUUUACCAUUUUAAGUCAUCAACAAAUCACAAUCAUGUUUCCAAAAAAUAUUCGAAAUUCGAUCCGAAAAUGUUUCCAAAAAACAUUCGAAAUUCAAUUCUAAAACAUAAUUUCGUUUGUGAUUCGUCGGUGACUCAAAAUGGUUAAUGAUAACUGAUAUUUUUGUCUCUGUCAUUUGUAUGAGGUUACGUAACAGAGAGAGCGCUAUACUAACUUCUUUCCGUGGAUAGAGUAUAGAUUUAAAUAGGUUGGUUUAUUAGAAUGGUAGGUAAAGUUAAUAGUAUCUUGAAAUUGCCAUAUAAUGCAACUGAAUAAAAUUACAUCGCAGUAAAUGUGCGCGAUUAAAGUACCUAAUAACGUAUGAUACUUACACGGAGUAAUUUAAUUAAGUACCUACGUACCUAUAAUUAUAAAUCCGACGUACCUAGUUAUUUCUUUAAACGUCCAUAUCUGUUAAUAAGGUAAAGGUUUAUAAAUAUUAUUUUAUUUUUAAAAAUCUUCAAUUAUUGUUUGUAGGUACCUAAUAUUCAGCAAUACCUUAAUUAGGUAUGUUACUAAUGCAGAUCGUGUCUUGGUCAAAUUCGUUUGUGCCUUACAAAAACGUGCGGUCUUGAUGCCGGCCGUGUGAAUGGAGUCCUAGUGCUCAUGUCUUGGUAUUUCCUUGUAGGUACUAACUUGCUAAGUAUUAUUGCAAUGUAAUUUUUUACUUAAUGUACUUUACCUAAGAAAAACUGAUGUAAAAGAUACACCCUGUAGAUUUAGAUGAAGCUUGUAAAAAAGUUGUAACAGGUAUUUGGAAUUAAAGUAUGAUACA
This is a messenger RNA of Maniola jurtina (meadow brown), 7139 nucleotides long. RefSeq names its product protein unc-119 homolog (gene unc-119). The coding region runs from base 188 to 832 and encodes 214 amino acids. The transcript has 3 exons. Gene Ontology annotation, molecular function: lipid binding. Gene Ontology annotation, cellular component: cilium. Lineage: Eukaryota; Metazoa; Arthropoda; Insecta; Lepidoptera; Nymphalidae. The record is from RefSeq and is a predicted model, not a curated record. Gene Ontology annotation, biological process: cilium assembly; nervous system development; lipoprotein transport.